Melopsittacus undulatus (budgerigar) is the source of this 1319-nucleotide messenger RNA. RefSeq names its product THO complex subunit 6 (gene THOC6). Gene Ontology annotation, biological process: mRNA export from nucleus. The record is from RefSeq and is a predicted model, not a curated record. The transcript is spliced from 12 exons. Lineage: Eukaryota; Metazoa; Chordata; Aves; Psittaciformes; Psittaculidae. Gene Ontology annotation, cellular component: transcription export complex; THO complex. Bases 222 to 1259 code for a protein of 345 amino acids. Gene Ontology annotation, molecular function: protein binding.
UGUCAUGUCGGCGCCCAGCAGGUCUCCUCACUGAGGUGACGCUCCGCCCCCUUACGUUUACGUGCUGACGUCACAACGUCACGACGCCGUCAGGCCGACCCAGAACUGUCAUGGCGGCUCCCAGCCGUUGUCUCCUCGCUGAGGUAACGCUCCGCCCCCUUUACGCUCCAACGUCAUGACGUCACGACGCCCUGACGUCACAACGCCGACCAAGAAGUGUCAUGGCGGCUCCCAGCCGCCCCUGUGCGGACCCCGCUCCCCCGUUACCGGUACCGGGGGGUGUGAAGCGCUCCCGGCAGCUCCUGCACAUGAGCGUCUUGUGCCUCUGCCCCUCCCCCUGCGGACGGUACCUGGCGGCCGGGAACAACUACGGGGAGGUCGCGGUCUUCAGCCUCGCGGCCGCUCUGAGCGCUGAGGCCAAAGAGGAGAGCAAGAGACCGAUUGGGGUGUUCCAGGCCCAUCCCGGCCCAGUUUACUCCUUGGCCUCCAGUGACCGGCUCCUGCUCAGCGCUGGGGAUGGGGAGGUGAAGGCCUGGGCGUGGCCUGAGCUGGGCAAGAAGGGCACAAGGGAGCUCUGGACCCGGCGGCCUCCAUGCAGGACAAGCCUGGAGGUGCCCGAGAUCAACAGCAUCCAAUUGAACCCCAGGGACAACAGCCUGGUGCUGGCGGGGGGGGACGGAGCCGUGCGGGUGCUGGAGCUGGAGAGCGGGAGCUUCACGCACGAGCUCCGGGGUCACCGGGACCUGGUUCACUGUCUGGCUCUGCGGGAGCUGCCCCCACAUGUGCUGUCGGGGGGGGAGGAUGGGACCGUGCGGCUCUGGGAUCUCCGCACUGGGACCCAGGCUCAGGUCAUUGAGGUGCACAAGUACGAGGAAUGCAGCCGCCCCAACCAUGGGAAGUGGAUCCGGUGCCUGGCAACGGACUCUGAUUGGAUGGUGUGCGGGGGGGGCCCAGCCCUCACCCUCUGGCACCUCCGUUCUGUGACCCCCACGACUGUGUUCCCACUGCCCCCCAGGCAGCACCAUGCACUGUUCCACCAGGACCUGGUACUGGCCGGGGGUCCAGGCCCUGCCCUGCACCAGCUGCAGCUCAGUGGGGAGCUCAGGGGCCGAGUCCCAUGUACCCCCCCAGCCCUGAGGUGCCUGUGCCUGAGCCCCCGGCCCCCCGAGCACCAGGUGCUGACGGUGGCCGGGAACAGCCCCAAGAUCGAUGUGUUCACCAACCUGGGGUACAGGGCGUUCUCCUUGUGCUUCACGUGACCGCACGGGCACCACGUGACCCACAUAGACCCCCUUUUGUAAUAAACCUGCUCUUUUGUA